Molecule: messenger RNA, 502 nt
Organism: Charadrius vociferus (killdeer)
Lineage: Eukaryota; Metazoa; Chordata; Aves; Charadriiformes; Charadriidae
Product: histone H2A.J-like
Exons: 1
Coding region: 1-390 (129 amino acids)
Cellular component (GO): nucleosome
Molecular function (GO): structural constituent of chromatin; protein heterodimerization activity; DNA binding
Source: RefSeq, a predicted model, not a curated record
AUGUCGGGCCGUGGGAAGCAGGGAGGCAAAGUGCGCGCCAAGGCCAAGUCGCGCUCGUCGCGGGCCGGGCUGCAGUUCCCCGUCGGCCGCGUCCACCGCCUUCUCCGCAAAGGUAACUACGCAGAGCGAGUCGGGGCCGGGGCGCCCGUCUACAUGGCGGGCGGGCCGGAGGUCCCUACGGACGAGACCCUGGAGCUGGCGGGCAACGCGGCCCGCGACAACAAGAAGACGCGCAUCAUCCCCCGCCACCUGCAGCUGGCCAUCCGCAACGACGAGGAGCUCAACAAGCUGCUGGGCAAGGUGACGAUCGCGCAGGGCGGGGUGCUGCCCAACAUCCAGGCCGUGCUGCUGCCCAAGAAGACUGAAAGUCAUAAAGCCAAGAGCAAAUAAGCUCAGCGAUCAAAGCGACUGAGACUUUGUAAACAGCAACACUAUAACCCAAAGGCUCUUUUCAGAGCCACCCACACACUCAGAAAAAGAGUUGUGAUGCUUUCUUUACAAA